Molecule: messenger RNA, 1314 nt
Organism: Trichobilharzia szidati
Lineage: Eukaryota; Metazoa; Platyhelminthes; Trematoda; Strigeidida; Schistosomatidae
Source: the annotation of a GenBank genome assembly
AUGACAGAAAUAACUGAAUCCUUUACAACGACAUCGAUAAGUACACCACUGGAUACAACUCAAUGUGAACCGAUUGAAUUUUUAGAAACAUUUGGACGUGUUUAUGGCGGGAUGCAUGGAUAUAUCACACUGUUUCUCUGCCCUAUUUGUGUAUUAUCUAAUAUUUGCAUUGUCAUUGUUCUUAACCAGCGUAGUAUGAUAUCGCCAACAAAUUUUCUAUUGACAUCUUUAGCGAUAAGUGAUGGUCUACUAAUGAUAUUUUAUAUUCCAUUUGCAAGUUAUUUUCUCAUUGGUCGGCAUACACGGAAUUCAAGUUAUAGUUGGGCGGUUUUCUUAAAAUUUCAUAUUAAUUUACAAAAUUUUUUACACUUAACUUCAAGUUAUAUUGUUGUUGUGAUAGCUGUAUUUCGUAUUCUGUAUGUACGAUUUUUAGUUCAAUGUCAUAUUUUGUGUAGUAUGCAAAGAGCUAGACUGGCUAUCACACUAGUACUGAUAAUAAGUAGUAUAUUGACUAUCCCGUGUGUAAUCACGCAUCAUAUUGUCCGGAAUAAUAAUGAUAAUGAAGAAAAUGGCUACAUGGUGACAUAUAAAGAAAAUGAAGUCAUGUUAAACUAUCUGUACUGGAAUACAGCGAUUUUCUCUAAACUACUUCCACUGUUGUGUUUAAGUGUACUUAGUUUUAUGCUGAUAUUUACUAUACGUAAACAGAAUUCCCGAAUGCGUAGAAUGAAAGCACAAUCAAAAGUUGGCAGAAUUCACGCGGUUGCAGUGAAAUCCCCUUCAAAUUUAUCAACAACUAUGACAAAUGCAUCGUGUCUGUUAGAGAAGGCGAAUCAUGCAGACAAUGAUAUAAAAAAUAACAAUACUAAUACUACUACUAAUCAUAAUAAUAAUAGUAAUAUAAUGAAUGAUAAUGGUGAGACAGUGAUAAUUAAACUUUCCAGUCUUAAAGAAUCCCCGUCUUCAUCGUCAACAGCACCAACACCAACUCCAGCCACAAAUGUUAACACAGAACGGAAACGCAAUACAUUUGAAAAUGAACGUGAUAAAGUGGAAAAUCGGUUGACAAGAUUUUUACUAACAAUUGUUUUUAUAUUUAUGAUCACUUUACUUCCACAGGCAAUCUUAUUAUUUUUAAGCGGAUUUCUAGGAAAUUGUUUCACCGAUACAGUGUACAAUGCACUCGGAGAUUUUAUGGAUCUGUUGACCAUUGUGAAUAAUGGUAUUAAUUUCGUAUUGUAUUGCUCAAUGUCCCAUCAAUUUCGAACAACAUUUAUACAUUUUUGUACAAAAAUAUUUCAAAAAUGCAGGUAG